Messenger RNA from Rubroshorea leprosula, 2676 nucleotides. The record is from the annotation of a GenBank genome assembly. Lineage: Eukaryota; Viridiplantae; Streptophyta; Magnoliopsida; Malvales; Dipterocarpaceae.
AAUUCAACCACAACAGUCAUCAAACAAAAAUUUCAGAAUAAAUGUACACAAAUCUAGGAGCCAAAAUCAGAUUCUCAUUCAAUAUUUAAGCAUGAUAUACAGGAAAUGAAUCAAGAACAAAAUACCUAAGUUCGGCAACACCUAAGUUCGGCAACACUUCUAGAUUCCAGAAACAAACUCGAAUUUCCUUUUUUGCCUUUGAUUCCUCAAGCCCGAAAGUCUCAGUACUCUCUGAUUUUUUUCUCGCACUCGUUCUGCCUCUCUUCAGUUUUUGUCCUCCCUUUUUCUUUCUUCUCUUCCUUUUCUCUGCUUUUUCCUUUUUCUUUCUUUUUUUUUUUCUUUUCGUUCCCCUCUUUCACCCGAAAAGCUCUCCCCCUUUUAUAGGCAAAAUUGGAGCCAUCCGAUUGCCUUCCUUAAAUCCCGACCGUUCCUAGUCCUGGAAUUGCCGCCCACCUAGCCUUAGAGUUGCCACCCACCUAAAGCCCUAGAUUCCUUCAACUUGCUUCAGAUCCAUGACUUGAGGGGAUGAAUGGCUUGGUGACAAGGCUUCCACGUAGAUCCCUUCACAUGGGAUGAAGGAGGAAGGGACCGAUUUGGAGAGGAAGGGGGAGGAAUCCAUCCCGCAAGUGGCGGCACAAGAGGACAAAGGAGCGAGUUUCCAACCCAGCCCGGGGAGGGGGGAAUGCACCAGGGUGACUAUUGCCACUAGAGCUCAAGGGCCAGACAUCAAUGGCUAUUUUCCCUUUAAAUGCAUGGGUUUAGAAGGUUUUGAAGGAAGGCAAAUGGGAUAUUCAGGACUCUUUCUGAUCUUAUUUUUCUCUGUUUUUCUCAUAAAUCUCGUUUCUUCUGCCGAUCCUUACUUCCAGUUUAAUUGUGCUAACAAUGGCAACUUCACCGCAAACAGCACCUACGGGACCAACCUCAACCUUCUGUUUUCUCAGCUAUCCACCACGGCCGAUUUCAGUUAUGGGUUCUACAAUUUGUCUGUCGGUCAGACCCCUGACCAGGUCAAUGUAAUCGGACUCUGCAGGGGAGACCAAAAAGAGGACGCUUGCAGAAGUUGCCUGAACGAGACCGUCUCCGAGCUCGAGCAGCGAUGUCCCAACUACAAAGAGGCGAUCGGAUGGUCGGAAUUCUGUACGUUACACUACUCAAGUCAACAACUCUUUGGAUCCAUGGAAUCCAGUCCUUCGGCUAUACUUCUUAAUGUUAACAACGCAUCGGAUGUCAAUGGGUUCAAUCAGGCGUUGAGCUCCUUGCUGAAUAACUUAAGCAGCCGUGCCGCAGCCGAAGGACCUCUUCUCAAAUAUGCGGCGGGAAAUGGAAAUGCGAGCAACACAACUCGAACAAUCAUCAUUGCCGUUAUUCCUUCAGUUGUAGGUAUUCUGUCACUUGUCUUCUGUAUUUGGAUCUGUUUAAGAUGCAAAAAGCCAAGAGAAAUUUUUGAAACUGCAGAAGCUGAUGAAAUGAUCAAAACCGAGUCUUUGCAAUAUGACUUAGCCACUGUUCAGGCCGCAACUAAUAACUUCUGUGAUGAAAAUAAACUUGGACAAGGAGGAUUUGGAGCAGUUUACAAGGGCAAGCUUCUAAAUGGACAAGAAGUAGCCGUGAAAAGGUUAUCUAGUGGUUCUGGACAAGGAGACUUAGAAUUCAAGAAUGAGGUUCUCUUAGUGGCCAAGCUUCAACACCGGAAUUUGGUAAGACUAUUGGGCUUCUGUUUGGAAGGAGAUGAAAGGCUUCUCAUCUAUGAAUUUGUGCCAAACACAAGCCUUGAUCAUUUUAUUUUUGAUCCAAUCAAGCGUGCACGACUAAAUUGGGAUAGCCGUUACAAAAUCAUUGGAGGCAUAGCUCGUGGCCUCCUUUACCUACAUGAGGAUUCUCGUCUUCGAAUAAUUCAUCGCGAUCUCAAAGCAAGUAACAUUUUGUUAGAUGAAGAUAUGAACUCUAAAAUUGCAGAUUUUGGCAUGGCAAGAUUAUUCGUAAGAGAUGAAACACAAGGCAAUACUAGUAGAAUUGUGGGAACUUAUGGAUACAUGGCUCCAGAGUAUGCAAUGCAUGGGCAGUUCUCAAUAAAGUCAGAUGUCUUUAGUUUUGGCGUGUUACUUUUGGAAAUUGUAAGUGGUCAAAAAAAUAGUUGUUUCCGAAAUGGGGAGAACAUAGAGGACCUACUAAGUUAUGCAUGGAAAAACUGAAGGGAAGGAACAGGAUUAAAUCUCAUAGAUCCAAUUUUGAGGAAUGGUUCGACAGCUGAAAUGAUGAGAUGCAUCCAUAUUGCUUUGCUAUGUGUCCAAGAAAAUGUUGCGAAUAGACCAACCAUGGCUUCAGUUGUUCUCACACUUAGUAGCAAUUCAACCAGUCUCCCAGUGCCUUCUCAACCUGCAUUUUUUAUGCACAGCACCAUUGAAUCAGAUAUGUCAUCCUCUUUUGGCUACAAUUCAUGGGUAUCAAACUCAAAGAGAUCAAAGGAAGAAUCACUCCCCUUGACAAAUAAUGAAGUUUCAAUCACAGAGUUAUAUCCUCGAUAGUUUGAGAUUCAAAGGUACAAUUAGAUUCACAUUGUCAAUCCCGUUCAGAAUAAUGCUAGAAUUCACUUAUUAGAUGUACUGUUAUCUAAUACCAGUUCGUUCUUUGUAAGCAAGACUACUUCCAAGCACGGAAUACAGUGUAUAAUUUGAU